UAGUUCUUCUCCACCAUGGUGCCCCCUGGCGUCUACAUGAGAAAUGCCAGCUGCCACUUCCAGGGGGUCAUCAAUAGGAACUCAAGUGUCUCCAGAGCUCUCCUGGUCUGCAGUAGCUACUGGAGCCGAGAGCACCCAAACCUACAAAGAGCUGAAGAUGUGGACUCGCUACUGCUGGGCAUGGCCUCCCAGAUUGCUGAGUGAGAGGACCAUGUGGUGGUUGAGGACGUGUGAGACUUGGUAUCUCAUCCCGAUUUAUGGCCUGGGCCACUGAAGUUUUCCCACACAGACCACCUGGCCAGUUGCCUGCAGCCGGGCUGGGAUCUGGGCCUGCCCUCUUACACGAAGGCCAGGGCAACACUGGGCCUGCCUCCAGUUACCAGAUGGCAGGACGUCAACCCUGCACUCUUCCGGAGUGAUGGCACUGUGCUGGAGGCCACAGCUGCCCUGUACAACCAGGACCUGUUCUGGCUGGAGCUACUCCCCGGGGUCCUGGAGAGCCAUGGGGACCCUGGACCCCUCCUCAGCACCAUCGUCCUCCAUCAGUUUGUGCGACUGCGGGAUGGCGACCACUAUUGGUUUGAGAACAGCAGGAAUGGGCUGUUCUCUGAAAAAGAGAUUGCAGAGGUCAGAAACACUUCCCUACAGGAUGUCCUAGUAGCUGUCACCAACGUGAACCCUGGUGCCCUGCAGCCCAAUGUCUCCUGGCAUGCUGGAGACCCCUGCCUGCAGCCAAGACAGCUCAGCACAGAGGGCCUGCCAGCCUGUGCUCCCCCCGUCAUGCAGGACUAUUUUGAAGGCAGUGGAUUUAGCUUCGGGGUCACCAUCGGGAUCCUGUGCUGCUUCCCCCUGGUGAGCCUGCUCAGUGCCUGGACUGUUGCCCAGCUCUGGAGGAGACAUUUAAAGAGGCUCCAGGGCCAGAACCGCCAGAGCAUCGUGUCUGAGAAGCUGUGGGGAGCAUGAAAGCCCUGUCUCUCUCCAGCCUCAGAAUGGCAAGUCCGCAAGGAGCCCUGCCGGCCUCUGCUCGUGCACUUGCAACCCGGGCAGAUCCACGUGGUGGAUGGCAGGCUCUCUGUGCUCCGCACCGUCCAGCUGAGGCCCCCGCAGCAGGUCCACCUCAUCCUGUCCAGCAACCGCGGGGAUCGCGCCCUGCUGCUCAGGAUCCGCAAGGAGUAUGACCUGGUUCUGCUAUCUGACCUGGGGGAAGAGCGGAGGGUGAUGCUGGAAAACCUCCGGGGGCCUCUGAAGGAGAGUGGGCUGAGCUUCCAGGAGUGGGAGCUGCGGGAGCAGGAGCUGAUGAGGGCCGCCGUGACGCAGGAGCAGCGGAGCCAUCUCCUGGAGACCUUUUUCAGGCACCUUUUCUCCCGGGUGCUGGUCAUCGACCAGGCGGACGCAGGGACCUUGCCCCUGGACUCAUCACAGAAGGUGCGGGAGGCCCUGACGUGUGAGCUGAGCCGGGCCAAGUUUGCUGAGUCCCUGGGCCUCAAGCCCCAGGACAUGUUGGAGUCCAUGUUUUCUCUGGCCGACAAGGACGGCAAUGGCUACCUGUCCUUUCGGGAGUUCCUGGACACCCUGGUGGUCUUCAUGAAAGGCUCCCCCGAGGAGAAGUCUCCCCUUACGUUCCACAUGUAUGACUUUGAUGGGAAUGGCCUCAUUUCCAAGGACGAGUUCAUCAGAAUGCUGAGGUCCUUCAUCGAGAUCUCCAACAACUGCCUGUCCAAGGCCCAGCCGGCCGAGGUGGUGGAGUCCACGUUCCGGGAGUCGGGCUUCCAGGACAAGCAGGAGCUGACGUGGGAGGACUUCCACUUCAUGCUGCGGGACCACGACAACGAGCUCCGCCUCACCCAGCUCUGGGUCAAAGGGAUGGAGGUGCCUGAAGUCAUCAAGGACCUCUGCCAGCGAGCCUCAUACAUCAGCCAGGGGAAGCUCUGUCCCUCUCCCAGGGUGAGUGCUCACUGUCCCCGAAGGGGCGCCGAUGUCAAGUUGGGGCUGACAACAUGGAGAAUGCAGUGCCCCAUGGACACAGACCCUCCCCAGGAAAUUCGACGGAGGUUUGACAAGAAGGUAAUGUUGUUCCAGCCCCUGCUGUUCACCGAGGCUCACCGAGAGAAGUUUCAACGCAACCGUGGCCACCAGACGGUGCAGCAGUUCAAGCGCUUCGUCGAGAGCUACCGGCGCCACAUCGGCUGCCUGGCCGUGUUCUAUCCCAUCGCCGGGGUUCUCUUCCUGGAGAGGGCCUACUACUUCGCCUUUGUGGCUCAUCACGUAGGCAUCACGGACACCACCCUCGUGGGCAUCAUCCUGUCGCGAGGCACGGCGGCCAGCCUCUCCUUCAUGUUCUCCUACAUCCUGCUCACCAUGUGCCGCAACCUCAUCACCUUCCUGCGAGAGACCUUUCUCAACCGCUACGUGCCCUUCGACGCCGCCGUGGACUCCCAUUGCCUCAUUGCCUCCACUGCCAUCGUCCUCGCCACCUUACACAGUACAGGCCAUGUGGUGAAUGUCUACCUCUUCUCCAUCAGCCUGCUCAGCAUCCUCUCCUGCCUCUUCCCCGGCCUCUUCCAUGACAACAGGUCCGAGUUCCCCCAGAAGUGUUACUGGUGGUUCUUCCAGACCGUACCAGGUCUCACGGGGGUCAUGCUGCUCCUGGUUCUCGCCAUCAUGUACGUCUCCGCCUCCCACCACUUCCGACGCCGCAGCUUCCGGGGCUUCUGGCUGACCCACCACUGCUACAUCCUGCUCUACGUGCUGCUCAUCAUUCACGGCAGCUUCGCUCUGAUCCAGCUACCCCGUUUCCACAUCUUCUUCCUGGUCCCAGUACUUAUCUGUAUGGGGGACAAGCUGGUGAGCCUGAGCCGGAAGAAGGUGGAGAUCAGUGUGGUGAAGGCGGAGCUGCUGCCUUCAGGAGUGACCCACCUCGAGUUCCAGCGGCCCCAAGGCUUUGAGUACAAGUCAGGACAGUGGGUGCGGAUCGCCUGCCUGGCUCUGGGGACCACAGAGUGCCACCCCUUCACCCUGACUUCUGUGCCCCAUGAGGACACGCUUAGCCCGCACAUCCGGGCAGCAGGGCCCUGGACCACCCACCUCAGGGAGAUCUACUCACCCCCGACAGGUGACAGCUGUGCCAAACAUCCAAAGCUGUACCUCGAUGGACCAUUUGGAGAGGGCCACCAGGAGUGGCAUAAGUUUGAGGUGUCCGUGCUGGUGGGAGGGGGCAUUGGGGUCACCCCCUUUGCCUCCAUCCUCAAAGACCUGGUCUUCAAGUCAUCAGUCAGCUGCCAAGUGUUCUGUAGGAAGAUCUACUUCAUCUGGGUGACACGGACCCAGCGGCAGUUUGAGUGGCUGGCUGACAUCAUCCGGGAGGUGGAGAACGACCUCCAGGACCUGGUGUCCGUGCACAUCUACAUCACCCAGCUGGCUGAGAAGUUUGACCUCAGGACCACCAUGCUGUACAUCUGUGAGCGGCACUUCCAGAAGGUGCUGAACCGGAGUCUGUUCACGGGCUUGAGCUCCAUCACCCACUUUGGCCGACCCUCCUUCGAGCCCUUCUUCAACUCUCUGCAGGAGGUCCACGCACAGGUCCAGAAGAUCGGGGUGUUUAGCUGUGACCCCCGUGGCAUGACCAAGAAUGUGGAAAAGGCCUGUCAGCUCAUCAACAGGCAGGACGGGAUUCGUUUCUCCCACCAUCAUGAGAACUUCUAG
Messenger RNA from Physeter macrocephalus (sperm whale), 3702 nucleotides. RefSeq names its product dual oxidase 1 (gene DUOX1). Gene Ontology annotation, biological process: superoxide anion generation; defense response; response to oxidative stress. Gene Ontology annotation, molecular function: heme binding; calcium ion binding; superoxide-generating NAD(P)H oxidase activity. Gene Ontology annotation, cellular component: NADPH oxidase complex; plasma membrane. The record is from RefSeq and is a predicted model, not a curated record. Lineage: Eukaryota; Metazoa; Chordata; Mammalia; Artiodactyla; Physeteridae.